Molecule: messenger RNA, 1712 nt
Organism: Aphanomyces astaci
Lineage: Eukaryota; Oomycota; Saprolegniomycetes; Saprolegniales; Verrucalvaceae
Exons: 1
Coding region: 26-1612 (528 amino acids)
Biological process (GO): sterol biosynthetic process
Cellular component (GO): endoplasmic reticulum
Molecular function (GO): sterol 24-C-methyltransferase activity
Source: RefSeq, a predicted model, not a curated record
CAAUUUUCUGGCCGACAAAGGAAGGAUGUUGAACGGUCUGAAGCUGUUCCUGGAUCAAAACAAGGAAGGUGUGGUGCCUGCCCUCGGCUCUGUCGCGGGUCUGUUCGGCAUGGCGCUAUUCUUGCACUCGAAGGCGGCGCUUAGCAUGUUCGUGCCCGGCAGCUCGCUGCCCAUCGGCCAAGUGUUCAACUGGGCCGUCGCCACAGUGUUCGUGUUGACCUCGAUCCACACCGCCGCCGUGCACCAACGCGCGUCGGCCCCUCAUGACGUGACGGUGAUCUUGUCGUUCUUUUCAUCCCUCGCGUUCCUCUUGGUUGCGUUCUCUGUGUCUGCGAUCCGUGCCGAAACCAAGGCCGUGUUUUACUCGGUCGCUGCGUCUGCCAUCGCGUUGUUUGCGUCGUCGUUGUUUGUCUUGCAAGUCGAAAACUCCACCACGACCAAGGGUGCCAUCGCCGCCGCCCUCGUCGUAUUUGCGUCGGCCGUGUUCCAAACCGCCAAGACCGUCGGCAACUCGGAAACCAAGCGCGACGGGUCGGAUUUUGCCACCACCCUCCUAGGUUCUACUCGCUUGUUGUCCAACCCGGACUCGGUCUUGGGUCGCGACGCCGUGAACUCGCGCUUCGAGCAAUACGACAAGCUCUUCACGGGCGCCCGCAAGGAAGCUGGCGCGAUCUCCACCGACGAGAGCAUCAAGCACCGCCAAAACGAGUACCAAUUGAUGGUGGACAGUUUCUAUGACUUGGUGACCGACUUUUACGAGUACGGGUGGGGUCAAUCGUUCCAUUUUGCCAACCGGUUCAAGGACGAAACGUUCACGGAAUCGAUCAAGCGCGUCGAGUACUUCUUGGCGGCCAAGCUCGGCUUGUCCAAGGACAGCUAUGCGUUGGACAUGGGAUGCGGCAUCGGCGGCCCCAUGCGCAACAUUGCGCGCUUUUCCGGCGCCAAGAUCAAGGGGUUGACCAUCAACGAGUACCAGGUGCGCGUGGCGAACCGCAACAACAAGCAGACGGGUCUCGACUCGCGCUGCCACGUGCAGCAAGGCAACUUCAUGGAGAUGCCGUUCGAAGCCAGCACCUUCGACGCGAUCUACGCCAUCGAGUCGGUGUGCCACGCCCCGGACAAGAAGGCGUGCUUUACGGAGGCCGCGCGCGUGCUUAAGCCGGGCGGCACGUUUGUCGGUCUGGACUGGGCCAUGUUGAACGACUAUGAUCCCAAGAACAUGCACCACAUUGCGUUGAAGGAAGGCAUUGAAGUGGGCAACGGGCUGCCGACACUGGAAACCCCCGAGCAAAUCGCCAAGGCGUUGACCGACGCCGGCCUCGAAGUGGUGACCCACUACAGCCUCCAAGACAACUACCGCGACCCGCAUGAGAUUCCAUGGUACGAAACGCUCGAAGGCAAGUGGACGCUCCAGGGCUUCCGGAUGACUUGGUUUGGGCGCCAGUGUACGCACGCCCUCGUCACUAUCCUGGAGACGCUCAAGAUUGCCCCCAAGGGAACGGUCAAGGUCAGUUUGAUGCUCAACAAGACUGCCGACGACAUCGUCGAGGCUGGCCGCGCCAACAUUUUCACGCCGUCGUACUUCUUCAUGGCCCGCAAGCCACUCAAGUAAACCACAUAUACUAUAUAUACUAUAUUGGGCAGCAUGCGUGUGUAGAGUAAAAAGCAACAAAAAUACCUUGUACUACUACUACAUAGUAUUAAGUGGACAA